CUGAGUGCUGCUGGUGUGAUAAGAAUCAGCAGCUCCUCCCCCCGUAUAGAGACAGUGGAGGCAGAGAGGAGAGCUCUCCGCUCAUACACGUCCAGACACACACCGGGACGGAGCUGCGCUACCGCUGCGGGACUACUACCCCCAGUCCGGGGACUACUGCUCGCCCAACUUCUCACCCCCUUACUGGGAGGGCGGCUGUGAUUUCCAGCGCUCCUUUCUCUGGGACUUGCCCGUGUGGAUGUGACAGAGACCUGGGAAGAGCAGCGAUGAGGAGUCGGGAAGAAGAAGGUGGAGGAGGCUGGGUGCCAGACUGGUCAUACCUGUUGAAACUAAGGAUGAAGAGAGUAGUCUCCUGUUUUUACUUAUGGCUUUUCCUCCAGCUUCCCCUCAUUGGAUCUUCCAUCCAGGUGAAAUACAAAGUCGAGGAAGAGCAGCCACCUAAUGUAUUGAUUGGAAGCUUAGCUGCUGACUAUGGCUAUCCGGAUUCAAAGCAUCUAUAUAAGCUGGAAGUAGGACAUCCAUAUCUACGUGUGGAUGGAAAGACUGGGGAUAUCUAUACUACAGAGUCUGCAAUUGAUCGAGAAAAUCUUAUUGGAUGCCAGAACUUGUUUCCAGGACAGCCAUGCUACUUAGAGUUUGAGGUGUCUAUCACUGAUCUGAUGUCUCCAGUGCCCCGGCUACUAGAUGGUCAAAUUGAGGUUUUGGACAUUAAUGAUAACACGCCAAACUUUGCCUCUCCAGUUCUUACCCUCUCCAUACCAGAAAAUACCAACAUCGGAAUGCUGUUCCCAAUUCCAGCUGCUACUGACCGUGAUUCUGGAAAGAAUGGAGUGGCUUCUUAUGAGUUAAUUGUGGGGCCCGAAGCACAUGAACUCUUUGGACUGCAAGUAGCUGAGGACCAAGAUGAAAAGCAACCUCAACUUAUUGUGAUGGGAAGUCUUGACCGGGAGCAGAGGGACUCCUAUGAUCUUACAAUUAAGGUUCAGGAUGGUGGGAAGACCCCAAGAGCUAGCAGUGCUUUGUUGCGCAUCUCUAUCCUUGACACCAAUGACAAUGCUCCGAAGUUUGAGAAGAUGGCUUAUGAAGCGGUCUUACCUGAAAACAGCCCAAUGGGGCACUCUGUACUCCAGGUUAAAGCCAAUGAUUCUGACCAGGGGGCUAAUGCAGAAAUAGACUAUGCCUUCCACCAGGCCUCUGAUACGGUACGGCGACUGCUACACCUUGAAAGGUCAACAGGUCUGAUAACUGUGCAGGGUCCCAUAGAUCGUGAAGAUGUUGGAACACUACGCUUCUCUGUAGUGGCUAAAGACAAAGGAUCCAACCCAAAAUCAGCGCGCACUCAAGUCACAAUCACCAUUCGUGAUACAAAUGACAACAAACCAAUAAUUGACAUCAGAGGGUUUGGUCUGGUAACACAUCAGGAUGGUGUUGCAAAUAUUUCUGAAGAUGUACCAGUAGAGACACCAGUGGCCUUGGUCCAAGUUUCUGACAUUGAUGAAGGUGAAAAUGCUGCGGUGACUUGUGUUGUGGCUAGGGAUGUCCCCUUCCAGCUAAAGCAGGUCAGUGAUACUGGAACUGACAGCAAAAAGAAGUACUUCUUGCAGACCACCACACCACUGGACUAUGAGUCUGUGAAAGAAUACACCAUUGAAAUUGUGGCUGUUGACUCUGGUAAUCCUCCCCUUUCCAGCACCAAUUCUCUUAAGGUGCAAGUAACUGAUGUGAAUGACAAUGCUCCUAUCUUCACACAGAGCUUAAUGGAAGUGACUUUCAAAGAAAAUAAUUCACCUGAUGAUAUUGUGAUGGAAGUUAGUGCAAGUGAUGCUGACAGCGGCUCCAACGCUCAGAUAACCUAUUCCAUACUUGCUGACCCCACUACUCGAGGCAUCUUUUCAAUCAACCCCGACUCUGGUCAAAUUAGGGUUAACACGGUGUUGGAUCGGGAGGUAACAGAACAGUAUAAUUUCCAUGUGGUAGCUGCAGACAAAGGUACCCCAAGCUUAAAAGGCACUGCUUCUGUUGUAAUUACAGUACUGGACUGCAAUGACAAUGAUCCUAAGUUUAUGUUGAAUGGCUACAAUUUCUCAGUCAUGGAGAAUAUGCCCAGAUUAAGUCCGGUUGGUAUGGUCACUGUCAUAGAUGCAGACAAAGGUGAAAAUGCUCGUAUCCAUCUCUCAGUAGAACCUGAAAGUGGAGAAUUUAUCAUCCAGAAUGGGACAGGGACUAUCCUUUCCAGCAUCUCCUUUGACCGGGAACAUCAAAGCACAUAUACCUUCCGGUUGAAGGCAGUGGACGGAGGGGACCCACCCCGUUCAUCAUACGUUGGAGUGACUAUUAAUGUCCUUGAUGAGAAUGAUAAUGCUCCGGUGAUUGUUGUACCAUCUAAUAUUUCAUAUGCUUAUCUACCACCCUCAACUGAUCCAGGUACAAAAAUCAACAAGGUACGAGCUGAGGAUAUGGACACAGGCCUAAAUGCACAACUUGAUUACAGUAUUGCAAGUGGUAAUCCAUUUGAUCUAUUCCAAAUAACUCCAACGGGAGGUGAGGUUACCCUAGAAAAACAAAUUUUAAGAAAGCAUCAUGGUCUGCAUCGCCUAGUAGUAAGGGUGAAAGAUCAAGGAAAGCCUUCAAGACAUGGCACAGCCCUGGUCCAUUUCUUCAUAAAUGAAACUUUGACUAACCAGACUUAUGUUGAGACUUUACUUGGUCACAGCCAAGAUACACCACUAGACAUUGAUAUUGCUGGAGAUCCAGAAUAUGAACGUAAUAAACAACAGCGAAACAUUGUGUUUGGUGUUAUUGCUGGCAUCAUGGCAGUUAUCCUUGUCAUUGUGGUGGUUGUUUUGGUCCGAUACUGUCGACAGAAAGAAGCUAAAAGUGGCUAUCAAGCAGGAAAGAAGGAAACAAAAGAUCUCUAUGCCCCAAAACAAAGUAAUAAAAACAAUAAAAAUAAAAUCAAAGUAAAGAAAAGCAAGUCUCCAAAACCACCCAAGCCUGUAGAAGAGGAUGAAGAAGCUGGGCUACAAAAGUCCCUUAAAUUUAACCUGAUGAGUGAUUCUGUUGGAGACAGCCCACGAAUCCAUCUACCUUUGAAUUACCCACCAGGAAGCCCAGACUUGGGUCGUCACUACCGUUCAAACUCCCCCUUGCCAUCCAUCCAACUUCAGCCACAAUCUCCAUCUGCCUCCAAGAAGCACCAAGUUGUGCAAGACCUGCCGGCAGCCAACACCUUUGUAGGCACUGGGGACAACAAUUCCACUGGCUCUGAUCAGUACUCGGAUUACAGCUAUCGGACCAAUCCCCAGAAAUACAACCAUAAGCAGUUACCUCAUCGUCGAGUGACGUUUUCCACAUCCAAUCAAGCACCUGACAUCCAAGACCCAUCUCAGCACAGUUACUAUGACAGCGGCCUAGAGGAGUCAGAGACCCCAAGUAGCAAGUCAUCUUCUGGUCCAAGAAUAGGCCCAUUGGCUCUCCCAGAAGACCACUAUGAGCGAACCACCCCUGAUGGUAGCAUCGGUGAGAUGGAACAUCCUGAAACUGACACAGGGACAGCUAAUGCAGUCCUCCAGCACAACGAGCAAGCAAACAGCUGCACAAAUCUCAGCUUCCUUUACUCCUAUCUCAGACCACUGCCUGAUGUAGCCAUGACGGGAAACUGCACGCGGGAAUGUACAGAAUAUGGACACUCUGAUACUUGCUGGAUGCCCGGCCAGCCAUCCCCCAACCGCAGGCCCAAGAAUGCCCUGAAGCUCUCCACUUUUGUGCCUUACCAAGACAAGGGGAGUCAAGAGCAGAUUGGCAAUGGGAACCCCAGAAUUCCAGAGGACCACAUUGGAGGCAACAAUAACAGCAGCACCAAAAUGGCCAACAUCCAGCUGUUACCGACUUACAGUGCCUUUACAAGUAACAGCCAUGAGCCAUGUAUGGACUCCCCCAUGGAGGAAAUCCCACUAACCCAAACUGUGGAUUUCCAGCAUGCCACAACUCCUUCCUCCCAAUCUGCUAAGAGGGAGAUAUACCUGUGAGGUUCACUUUUUGGCAUGGUUUGAACUUGAAAGCGUAAAGGAAGAAUUUGGAGGUCAGACCUAAACUUUUAAAUGAAGGAGACAUAUUAGAGAGGAACUUAAAGACAAUUGCUUUAUGGUCCAUGCAACUGCUUCUAGGCCUAUGCCUAUUUUAAUUUUUAAUGUUGAUUUUAUUUUUUGUCGUUCUCCAUUUUUAUUUUAUUAUUCCUAUGUAAAAUUUGAAACAGCCCUCUACAUAGACGAUUCAUUGUCAUAAAGGUCAGAACUGGAUUUAGAGAGAGGGAAGCACAUUUGUCUUUUUAAAAAAAAUGUAGAUUUUAUAUAAAAAGGGAACUUGCGUUAUGUUUCUCGGCCAAAGAGGAGAAACUGUAAAGCAGAGGUGGACUUUAUAAGCCAUUGUGGUUUGUGUCUGAGAAUCUUAAAGAAGGGUGUUCUUGGUGCUGUCAUCUCUUCUGGUACAUCGGUUGAAUGUCCUCAUGUAUAGGAGAAAUUAAUGUCUCUUUGUGGUGAAUGAAUGAAGUUGGUAGAGGUUUUCAUUGUUCUCAUUAAAAACUUGGUGCACACACACACACUUAGACACAUUCAGAGACUCACAUCUUCCCAUUAGAAAUUAAAGUUCUGCUCAGGUACUAGCUUCAUAGACCUGUGUGUCAAAAAAUACCCAGAUUCUCUACUUGUACAUGGUACUAAGGUUCUUUCAAGACAUUUGUUUAGAAAUAUUUUUAUAUAUUCUAUCAAGACGUUAUUUAUUUUUUGUUAUUCAUAACAUUAACUUCAAGAUGGCAUGCUGCCUUUAGUUUUUCUUUUCACAUCAAUGCAGCGAUCCGUAAAUCAGAUGGUUACUUGCUGUUUUAAGGUCAGUUUGGAUAAGAGAGGUCAUCACCUCUGACACUUAUAAAGCACUUCAUGUUAUGUCACCUAUUUUUUAUUUGAUUUACUGCAUGCUAGUGCUAAAAAGUGAGGACUGCUCUGCCGUGAGCCAAGCUCAAUGGAUGACUAGGCAAAGGUCUGACGAUACUUCCUUAGGUUACGGUUCACAACCACUUUUUGAACUGGUCUAGUAAUCUUGUGAGAUAUCUGAGUUAUGUCGACAAAUAGGUAAAAGGGGGGGAUAUUAUAUACCAAAGGUGCCAACUGAAUGAGUACGGAUGAUUGCAAGGGACAGCCUGAUGGGGACCAAACUGUAAUCUAUCUGCAUAUCCAACUCAUCUAUAACAGGGUAAGCUGCGAGUUUGACUGGCCGUUUCAUGUAGACUUCUGUAAAUACAAUCCCUUUGAAUGAAGCCUGAUUUCAGCUUUUAUUGUUGCAAGAAACCCUUUUUUUUUUGGGGGGGGGGGGGGGGGUUUUCUUUAUUUAUUGUAAUUUAAUUUUGACUACACUCUGCCAAAUGGCCCACAGCUGGUUGGGCGUUUUUGGUUACAAGAGAAUGUAGGCUGGUGUAUUCAGUGGCAUUACUUCCUGUUCCCACUUAAUGGGAGAGAGAAAUCCUUAAAACCAGAGUAGAAAGGUUAAGUUCUGUGUGUAUAUUUCUGUAAUGCAUACUAAUUUGCACAUAAUCUGCCCAGAUUUCCUAAAUCAAAAUUGCUCCUUUUUGUUCUUACUCUUAAAUUGUAAAUUGCACAAAGAGCUGAGCUUACCAUUCAGCCAUCCUACAAUAUAUUUGUGGGAAGCAGGAACCACUUUAAUAACAUUAAGAUUUUGUAUCAUGCAAAGGGGACAUAUAAAUGUGGGGCUCUUCUGCCAUGGUACCUUUUAAAGGGUAUGGUUGCUACAAUUAGGUUUUUUUUUUUUUGUGUUUUUUUUUUGUAUUUAAUACACUGAACGCAUGGAGAAGAGAAAUUGGAAUGCUUUGCAUUUGACUUCUGGUAUUUAAAGGAUGUAUAGCUUCAUUUCCCUCUUACAACAUAUGGUAUAAUGCUGAUCCAUAUUGUUUGGUGCCACAGGUGCGAUUGUUAAAUAAAAAUUUUAAAUGCUCAGAUUCUGACUAUUAUGGUGUUACAGUGUAUUAUGGUGUUGUAUUUGGAAAAUUAACAUAACCUGUACCUGACGCGUGCCAUCUGCUCGUCACCUAAUGCUACUACUACUUUGCCUCUAUUGUGGAUUAUCUUUCCUUUGAUGUUCCUUUUCAUGCUCAUAUAACUUCGUAUGCUACUGUCUUUUAUGAAGCUUUUAAUAACUCUGAGCGAGUUUUGAUAGUAAUGAAAAAUAUUUAAGCAUUUGAGUUAAUGGGAAGUACAGUAGGACCAUUUAGACUUUGACACAGUUGUACAUCACAACUUUUCUACUAUAGAUUUACACAAUCUGGAAAGACAGGAUGUUUAAACAAGCAAAAGUUGACAGUCACAUUUAUGUUGAAUGUUUUUCUAAUUUUUCUUCUAGUGGAUCUCCUUGUACACAAAGGAAGUAGCCAUUUUUCAGGUGUCAAUCCAGUUACAAGCUGUUCAAUGCUGCUACUUAAAGAGCAUCUGUCAGCAUGAUCAACCCUAUUAAACCAGGCAUACAGCCUGAUAGGGUUGAUCAUAGAGAUUAAAUAUGGUGCCCUUAUUAUGACUCUCCAUAGCCAUAUUACUGAGAGAACUGCAUUUUUCUUUAUAUGCAGUUGACCUAACUGGAGAACCAAAGGGCUGCCCAGAGCCCUCACAGCACCAGUUUGUAACACCACCUUUACCUUCCCCUGGAUUGACACUGCUAGUCUUCUAGUGCCUGCUAACCACCAUUUCAGUAUAAUUUUACCUACUCUGUUGGCCAACUCUAAGAAUAUGAGGCUCAAAAUAAGAGAAAUUGCUAUGGUGGCUCCUGUGGAGCAUUUGUUAGGCAUCAUUGUAGGCUGUAUUGGCAUUACGUUGUGCCUUAUGCUUCAGUGAUGUCACUAAUUUCUAGUAAUUUGAUACAUUGAGUUUUAUUGAGUGUCUCUAAAAUGGCUGCUGCCUUUGUGUGUUUCUAGACAUUUUACAAAUUAAAAUGGUCCACUAAAAACAAUCCAGACUUAACCAACUUUCUUUUGCUCAUGUUCCUUAAACCAACAUCAUAAGCACCUCGGGGCUGCAUUUCAUUCUCCAUCUCUCAGCAGCUAUCUAUAAAAAUCUAAUUUCUCCUUCCUACAUCACCAUUCAGAAAUCCUUAACUUUUACUUAAAAAUUGCUCCUCUUUUCUAGCUGUUGUUUAUAUCUAUUUCGCCAUAAGCCUGGUAGAAAAAUGGAAGAUAGACCGUUUUGCUCUGCAAGAGGGUUGACUGCGUCAGAGCUGUGCUAUGCUCCCACAUGACCUAAUGACAUCUGUAAUGCACAUCUGUCUAGAUAGGUUCUUAAUUAUCCACUCCUCCACCCCAUUCACUUGCUAUUGAAUUCCUCACCUCCUCUCACCUCUGCGUUCUCUACAUUACACUUCAUGACAUACGUAGCUCUUGCAUGUAUUAUUGUCACUGCAUUUUUAAUGUGGGCUGAGAACUUGUUUGCGGAGAGUCUAUUUUUGUGGUGCAGUCAUUCUUCACCUUUUAUGCACAAUGUGUAGAGCAAGGUUGGACAGCUCAGGUGUCUGACACAUUCAGACACAUUAUAAUAAGAUAGCUGUCAAAAAACAAACAUUGCUUGGCCAAAUAACUAGUACACUUGUUAAUGUCUUCCUUGCGAGAAGAAACUUUGAAUUGGUGGCAUGCAGAGCUUGAUGGGCCAUUUUAGUUUGUAUACUAUAUGGUAACACUGCAGUCCUCAUCACAAAAGGCCUUCUGUUUCCUUGCCAGAAAAGUACAUCACAGAUUUCCUGUGAGGUCGGACAUUACUAGGUAUAACAAUUGCCUAUUGUAAGAAAAUGGAUAUUUAUAUUUUUAUGCUGUGUUGUUAUUUGAACUAUAAUUGAGGUCUUGCCACUACACUUUUGCCAAGUAAAAGAGCAAAAGUAGAGUUUGAACUGUAGUGUGAUGGGUGGUAGAUUACCUGGCUUACUUUAGCUAUAAAAUUGGUGGCCACCUCCAACAUUUGCAUGUCAUAAAAGCCAUUUUAAUCAUGUUCAUGGCACUUGCAAGGUAUCGGGGAUAGGGUUUUAGUGUUGAUUCUAUGAACUAGGUAAAUUUAACCCUAUAUUUCAUAAAUACAUUAUGGUUCCUUUGUUUGGUCUUCUAAGAUCAAAGUAUUCUGUACAUGGACCUUCGUUCUGGGUCUGCCUGCAAUGAAAAGAUUUGGAUUAAAGCUGCACCAACUUUUUUUUGGGUUUACUAGAUAUAUACAAAAAAGGAGCUAGGACACAAUCAGUGCUGUAAUUCAGUAUCUCAGUACCUCAUAUGUAUAAUGCACAGUUCUAAUCGACUUUGCUUCACAAAUUUUUGGAAACUGUGACACUGUGUGUCAGAAAUUUAAACUACUUCUAAUUGGGCAUAAUGAAUCCCCUAUUUUAUAUGUCAUGUUAGUUAUAUGACCCUAUUUUCUUAAAUCAUAUGUGCAAUAUAAGGACAGAUUAUGUGCCCUAUCAAAAAGACAUUCUUGCAUUUAAGCUUGCACUAUGAUGCAACAAAAAUUUUUUCUGAGGACAAAAACCGAAGGUUAGAAUUCGAACACGAUGGAAAAAUUGUGUCUCCACUGGCUACAUUUGGCAGAGUAGUCUGAUACGGAAUGCUUUUGUGAAAAAUAAAAAAAUAAAAAAUAAAAAAAAAUGAAAAGGUGUAUAAAAGAGAAAUAAUCAAAAGCCUGUUUUUAGAUUUUUAGUGUUGAUUCUUUUUGCCUCCUGAUCUAUUGAGGUAUUGGCAAUGUCCACCAAUGGAAAGGGGCUAACACAAAAAAUUUAAUUUACCUGCUUGUGAUGCUGCCUUGUUUUGUACAGUUUUAUGUACAUGAAAGUGUUGCUUUUUAAUAUAAACCUUUAAAGAAAUCUAUAUAUAUAUAAUUAAAAAAAAAUCCCACACAAAAAAAACCUUGACUUAAAAUAUUAUGGAAAAGUAUGUAACUAUUUUUAAGAUGGGUAAAUUAAUAUGUAUAAUCAGACGCUAUCGUUGAAGUUUUCUCGAUUUCUUAGUAUUUGAUGUAUUUUCCCAAGUUAUCCUGAACCUUGACCUUUCUCUCUGGGAAUUUUUUUCUAUCUUCUCCUUGUUUUAAUUUCACAUUUUCUUAAUUUAUACUUUUUGCCACUCCCCCACUUCCUAUUUUUUUUAUUAACCCUGUGAGCACAAUCAUUUUUUUAUUACUUUUUGUUGUUUCCUGUUUUAAUUUUUUUCAGCAUGGCAAGAAUAAAACAAAUUUGUGGUCUGUCUAUUACCGUUUUUACUUUUCAGAUACAUGAAAAUCUUUGUUCUGUUUGCGGAGCUGUCAAAUAAA
Messenger RNA from Bufo bufo (common toad), 9332 nucleotides. RefSeq names its product protocadherin 1 (gene PCDH1). Gene Ontology annotation, cellular component: plasma membrane. Gene Ontology annotation, biological process: homophilic cell-cell adhesion. Gene Ontology annotation, molecular function: calcium ion binding. The transcript is spliced from 7 exons. The coding region runs from base 267 to 4028 and encodes 1253 amino acids. NCBI's taxonomy places the organism in Eukaryota, Metazoa, Chordata, Amphibia, Anura, Bufonidae. The record is from RefSeq and is a predicted model, not a curated record.